Molecule: messenger RNA, 444 nt
Organism: Mauremys mutica (yellowpond turtle)
Lineage: Eukaryota; Metazoa; Chordata; Testudines; Geoemydidae
Product: histone H3-like
Exons: 1
Coding region: 34-444 (136 amino acids)
Cellular component (GO): nucleosome
Molecular function (GO): DNA binding; protein heterodimerization activity; structural constituent of chromatin
Source: RefSeq, a predicted model, not a curated record
CUCUCUGUAAAGCAAUACCGUGAGUUGUUGAAAAUGGCCAGGACCAAGCAGACUGCCCGUAAAUCCACCGGCGGCAAAGCCCCCCGUAAGCAGUUGGCUACUAAAGCUGCCCGGAAGAGCGCGCCUGCCACUGGGGGAGUGAAGAAGCCUCAUCGCUACCGACCCGGCACUGUUGCCCUGCGAGAGAUCCGCCGCUACCAGAAAUCCACUGAGCUGCUCAUCCGCAAGCUGCCCUUCCAGCACCUGGUGCGUGAAAUCACCCAGGACUUCAAGACCGACUUGCGCUUCCAGAGCUCGGCUGUUAUGGCCCUGCAGGAGGGCAGCGAAGCCUAUUUGGUGGGGCUCUUUGAAGACACCAAUCUGUGCGCUAUUCAUGCCAAGAGGGUCACCAUCAUGCCCAAGGACAUCCAGUUAGCCCGGCGUAUCCGAGGCGAGAGAGCUUAA